Molecule: messenger RNA, 3523 nt
Organism: Sesamum indicum (sesame)
Lineage: Eukaryota; Viridiplantae; Streptophyta; Magnoliopsida; Lamiales; Pedaliaceae
Gene: ATHB-15
Product: Homeobox-leucine zipper family protein / lipid-binding START domain-containing protein
Molecular function (GO): DNA binding; DNA-binding transcription factor activity; lipid binding
Source: RefSeq, a predicted model, not a curated record
UUCUUUACCAACAACUCCUUUUCAGCUUUCAUUUCUUAACCCCAGAUCCAUUUUUUUUUCUUUUCCUGAGGUUUAUGAAUGUAUAAUGAUAUGAUGCAUACCUAUGUAUGUGGGCAUGCAGGAGGAGCUUCCAUUGAUUGAAGAAAGUUUUGGUUUUUAGAGAAGUGGAAGAAGAAUCUUGGGAGCGGGUACGAAAUGUUUUGUGGGGUUUGCUUAUUCUGCUUGGAUUCAGACAGUGAGACUCAAAGCUUUGAUCUUUGCUUAACUAAUUAUCUGUUGUGAGUUCUUGAAUUAGUUAUUAUGAAGGAAAAUUGGUGGGAUUGGAGGCACGUUUGUGUGGAUGUGGGAAACGAUGUGAAAAGAAAGUGUUUUUCUUUCUUCAUUUUGUCUUAGUGGGGGGUGUGAUUCUUGGGGCUUUGUUUUCUUGUGUUUGGUGCAGGGGAAAUUAGUCACCGUCUCAUUUCAGCAAUCUGUUGUCCAUAACGCAUAAAAAUUUCUUGCUUUCCGUGAUCAAUCAAAUUCCGUAUGUUCAGUGUUCUCAACCUAAAGAAUCAGAAAUCCGCAAAUGUUUGUUUUUUUAUGGGAUUAUGCCUGAGGAUUUAGAACUUUUGUCUUCUGUCAAGAAAAAUGGAUUCUUGCUAAUAGCCUCCACAAGUUUUUGAGCUUUGUGAAGUAAAAUAAGAGGAGUUCAAUUGGGGAUUUGGGUGGUGGGGAAGUGACUGUUUGGUUUCUUGGAUUAGUUAAGUUGUGAUUUUGGAGAUGGCAAUGUCUUGCAAAGACGGUAACAAGGCAGCUGCUGGCAGCCAUGGGAAAUAUGUGCGUUACACGCCUGAGCAGGUUGAAGCCCUUGAGAGGCUGUAUCAUGAGUGUCCUAAGCCGAGCUCCAUGCGUCGCCAGCAGCUGAUUCGUGAAUGCCCCAUUUUAUCCAACAUUGAGCCUAAGCAGAUCAAAGUCUGGUUCCAGAACAGAAGAUGCAGAGAGAAGCAGAGGAAAGAGGCUUCAAGACUUCAAGCUGUAAACAGGAAGCUGACAGCCAUGAAUAAGCUCUUGAUGGAGGAGAAUGAUAGGUUGCAGAAACAGGUCUCACAAUUGGUGUAUGAGAACAGUUACUUUCGCCAGCAUACUCCGAAUAAUCCACUUGCUUCAAAAGACACAAGCUGUGAAUCAGUGGUGACGAGUGGUCAAAAACACCACUUAACGCCUCAGCCUCCGCCAAGGGAUGCCAGUCCUGCAGGGCUUUUGUCCAUUGCAGAGGAGACUUUAGCAGAGUUUCUUUCAAAGGCCACUGGAACUGCUGUUGAGUGGGUCCAAAUGCCUGGAAUGAAGCCUGGUCCGGAUUCCAUUGGAAUCGUUGCUAUUUCUCAUGGUUGCUCUGGCGUGGCAGCAAGAGCCUGUGGCCUGGUUGGUCUAGAGCCCACCAGAGUUGCAGAAAUCCUGAAAGAUCGGCCUUCUUGGUUUCGCGAUUGCCGAGCUGUGGAUGUGCUAAAUGUGCUGCCGACUGCCAAUGGUGGAACCAUAGAACUUUUAUACAUGCAGCUGUAUGCGCCAACGACUUUGGCGCCAGGUCGUGACUUUUGGUUGUUACGCUAUACUUCUGUUAUGGACGAUGGCAGUUUGGUGGUCUGUGAAAGAUCACUUACCAAUACUCAAAAUGGUCCGAGCAUGCCACCUGUGCAAAACUUCGUGAGAGCAGAGAUGUUGCCCAGUGGUUACCUAAUCAGACCUUGUGACGGAGGUGGCUCAAUUAUCCACAUUGUAGAUCACAUGAAUUUGGAGGCAUGGAGUGUUCCCGAAGUGUUGCGCCCACUCUAUGAAUCUUCAACUGUGCUUGCUCAAAGGGUCACAAUGGCUGCUCUUCGCCAACUUAGACAGAUAGCUCAGGACAUUUCACAGUCUAGUGUGACUAACUGGGGCCGAAGACCAGCAGCUCUGCGAGCACUUAGCCACCGGUUGGGCCGGGGAUUCAACGAGGCUCUUAAUGGGUUUAGUGAUGAUGGGUGGUCGUUGGUUGGUAAUGAUGGCAUGGACGAUAUUACUAUUCUUGUGAACUCAAAUCCAGAUAAAUUGAUGGGCUUAAACAUCUCUUUCGCAAGUGGAUAUAACUCCAUAUGCAAUAGCAUCUUGUGUGCCAAAGCAUCUAUGCUUUUACAGAACGUGCCUCCGGCAAUACUACUCAGGUUCUUGCGGGAACACAGAUCGGAAUGGGCAGACAACAACAUUGAUGCCUACUCAGCUGCUGCUGUCAAAUUUGGUCCGUGUAAUUUCUUAGGCCCCCGAGUUGGUAAUUUUGGGGGUCAAGUUAUACUCCCGUUGGCUCAGACAGUUGAGCACGAAGAGCUGUUGGAGGUAAUUAAGCUCGAAGGUGUUGCCCAUUCUCCUGAAGAUGCAAUGAUGCCCAGGGAUGUGUUACUCUUGCAGCUGUGUAGUGGAAUGGAUGAACAUGCAGUCGGCACAUGUGCAGAACUCAUAUUUGCCCCUAUUGAUGCCUCUUUUACUGACGAUGCUCCUCUUCUGCCCUCUGGUUUUCGCAUCAUUCCUCUCGAUUCUGGCAAGGAAGCUUCAAGUCCUAAUCGAACCCUGGACCUCGCUUCUGCCCUUGAAACCGGGACAGCAGGCAAUAAACCGUCUAACGAUCUUUCUAGUACCAAUGGUGCUUCAAGGUCUGUCAUGACAAUAGCAUUUCAGUUCGCUUUCGAAAGCCACAUGCAAGAUAACGUAGCAUCCAUGGCCCGACAAUAUGUACGUAGCAUUAUCUCAUCAGUUCAAAGGGUCGCGUUAGCUCUCUCCCCAUCUCACCUUGGUCCUCAUGCUGGGCUUCGAUCACCGCUUGGAACUCCUGAAGCGCAUACCCUCGCUCGUUGGAUCUGCCGUAGUUAUAGGAGCUAUAUGGGUGUUGAGCUUCUCAAAUCUAGCGGUGAAGGGAGUGAAUCCAUCCUUAAAGCUCUAUGGCAUCACUCGGAUGCCAUUAUGUGCUGCUCCAUGAAGGCGUUACCGGUUUUUACAUUUGCAAACCAGGCUGGUCUUGACAUGCUUGAGACAACCCUUGUCGCACUUCAAGAUAUCUCUCUGGAGAAGAUAUUCGACGACCAUGGACGCAAAAACCUCUGCUCCGAGUUUCCACAGAUAAUGCAUCAGGGUUUUGGAUCUCUUCAAGGCGGCAUCUGUCUGUCAAGCAUGGGCAGGCCAGUUUCUUUCGAGAGAGCAGAAGCUUGGAAAGUCAUGAACGAAGACGACAACGCUCAUUGCAUCUGCUUCAUGUUCGUGAACUGGUCGUUUGUUUAGUUUUGUGGUCGAUAGAUGCCAGAACCUGAAUGGCCAACGAAUUAACGUUCGUUUUGUUCAAUGUUUGUCGCACCAACUCGUAUGCUUUUCUUAUCAUGUUUUUGCUUAUAUUCCAGGAACAAUGUUGUCUGUGGGAUGUAGUAUCUGCAUUUUGUUGUCAAUGCUGAACAACGUUAAGUGAUGCAUUUACUCAACUGUGUCUCCUUUUCUAUUGUAUUGUAAGAUGUUAAUAGAUUAAUCA